Symbiodinium sp. CCMP2456 is the source of this 6810-nucleotide messenger RNA. Lineage: Eukaryota; Dinophyceae; Suessiales; Symbiodiniaceae. The record is from the annotation of a GenBank genome assembly.
AUGCCGCUCAUCGUCAGCAAAGCCAACACCAGGGACCCUGAGUUCGCGGAGAACCAGCGGAUUAACCGGCAACUCGUCGCCGAUCUGCGCGCCGAGGUCGAAAAGAUCAAAGGCGGCGGCGGCGAGCGCGCCCGCGUGCGUCAUCUGGAACGGGGAAAGCUCCUGCCGCGCGAGCGGGUGCGCUGCCUUCUGGACAGCGGCUCGCCUUUCCUCGAGCUUUCGCAACUGGCCGCCCACGACCUGUAUGACGGCGAGGUGCCGGCCGCCGGGUUGAUUACCGGCAUUGGCCGCGUGUCGGGACGCGAGUGCCUGAUCGUAGCCAACGACGCCACUGUCAAGGGCGGGACUUACUAUCCGCUCACCGUAAAGAAACACCUCCGUGCGCAGGAGAUCGCCGAACAGAACCACUUGCCGUGCAUCUAUCUUGUCGAUUCCGGCGGCGCCAACCUGCCCAAUCAGGACCAGGUGUUUCCGGACCGCGAUCACUUCGGCCGGAUCUUCUUCAACCAGGCCAACAUGUCGGCCAAAGGGAUACCCCAGAUCGCGGCGGUCAUGGGCUCCUGCACCGCGGGGGGCGCCUAUGUUCCGGCGAUGGCGGACGAGAGCAUCAUCGUGAAAGGGCAGGGCACCAUCUUCCUGGGAGGACCACCGCUGGUGAAAGCGGCGACCGGCGAAGUCGUCUCGGCGGAGGAACUCGGCGGAGCCGAGGUGCACACCCGGACCUCGGGCGUUACCGAUCACUACGCCGAGAACGACAGCCACGCCCUGGCGAUCGCGCGCCGGAUCGUGGCGACCCUGAACCGUCCGAAGUCGCAGCCGCUUGAGGUGCUGGAAUCGCGCGAGCCGCACUACGACCCGGCCGAACUCUAUGGUCUCGUCCCGCCCGACCUCCGCCAGCCUUAUGAUGUACGCGAGGUGAUCGCCCGUCUGGUCGAUGCCAGCGAGUUUGACGAGUUCAAAGCCCUUUACGGCCAAAGCCUGGUGUGCGGCUUCGCCCAUAUCUGCGGCUACCCUGUCGGCAUUCUUGCCAACAACGGAAUUCUGUUUUCGGAAUCCGCCCUGAAGGGGGCGCAUUUCAUCGAACUCUGCACCCAACGCGGCAUCCCGCUGGUGUUCCUGCAGAACAUCACCGGCUUCAUGGUCGGAAAGAAGUACGAGGCCGGGGGCAUCGCCAAGGACGGCGCGAAGCUUGUGACCGCCGUCGCUUGUGCGAAGGUGCCGAAGUUCACGGUCAUUCUGGGGGGCAGCUUCGGUGCCGGAAACUACGGCAUGUGCGGGCGCGCCUACGGCCCCCGUUUCCUUUGGAUGUGGCCGAACGCGAGGAUCUCCGUCAUGGGGGGCGAGCAGGCCGCGACGGUUAUGGCAACGCUGCGCCGCGAUGCGGUUGAGGCAAAGGGCCAGUCCUGGAGCGAGGCGGACGAAGAAGCCUACAAAGCGCCGAUCCGCGACCAGUACGAACUCCAGGGCCAUCCCUACUAUGCGACGGCCCGCCUUUGGGACGACGGGAUCAUCGACCCGCUCGACACGCGCAUGGCCCUCGGGCUGGGCAUUUCGGCUGCGCUGAAUGAGAUCGACAGCCGCGGGGUGGCGCGGAUCACGCUGACCCGUGCCGAUCAGCACAACGUGUUCAACGACGUGCUGAUCGGGGAGCUGACCACCGCCCUUGCGGGGCUGGAACAGGACGGGCGCGUUAGGCUGGUGAUCCUGGCCGCCCAGGGGCGCAGCUUCUCGGCCGGGGCCGAUCUCAACUGGAUGAAGGCGAUGGCCGGCUACUCCGAGGCGGAGAACCGGGACGAUGCCUUGCGCCUGGCCAAGCUGAUGCAGACGCUGAACCGGCUUUCGAAGCCGACCCUGGCGCUGGUGCAGGGGCCGGCCUAUGGCGGUGGCGUUGGCCUCGCGGCCUGCUGUGAUAUUGUGGUCGCUGCCGAGGCCGCAACCUUCUGCCUCUCCGAGGUGAAGCUGGGCCUGAUUCCGGCUGUGAUCAGCCCCUAUGUCAUAGCGGCCAUCGGCGAGGCGGCGGCGCGCCGCUAUUUCCUGACGGCCGAAGUCUUCUCGGCCUGGGAGGCCCAGCGCCUGGGGCUGGUUCACGAGGUUGUCGAGGCCGGCGCCCUGGAGCAGACAGGGCGACAGCUCGCUGCAAAGCUGCUGGACGGCGGGCCCAUGGCCCAGGCGGCUGCGAAGGAUCUUGUUUUCACGGUGACAGAGGCGAGGGACGACAGGCUGAUCGACGAUACCGCGGAGCGGAUUGCCGCGGUGGGACUGAAGCGGACGAUGAAGAAGCCUGACCGCUAUUGGUUGCCGGGCUUGGUUCUGACGCUCGGCCUCUACGUCCUGGUCUCGCUUUCGGUCUCAGAGACGGUCGACUUCUUCUUCCUGGUCAUGCUCGGAACCCUGGUGUUCUGCGUGACGCUGUUUUAUCGCCUCUUUCCCGGCAGCUACUUCACGACCAUCGCCUUGGCGAACUUUCUGUCGGUCUAUGCCUGCCUCUUUAUCUUCUUCGUCGAGGCCAACUUCGGCGCGGCGGCCGAUUGGGUGGUGCGGGUUUCCUUCGCCCUGCCGAUACUCACAUUCAUGGCCGGGGUCUGGCUGCGCAGGGGCGCCAUUCACCGCCUCGUGAACCAUGAAGUCGACACCCGCAUCCACUAUGCGCCGCGCGUCUUCCUAUGGCUCCUGCCGGUCAUGGUGGUGGGGCUGGCGACUUUCCUGGUGCCGCACCAGGGCUUCAGCGCCCAGACCGUAGGGCUGCUGCUGCUCGCCAGCAUGGGGCUGAUUGCGGUCACGGUGAUGGCCGUGUGCCGCGACGUCACCGCCUUUCUGCUUGAAACCGGGCUGCUGUUCGAAGACUUUUUCGCCCGCGCCAGCGCCCUCAUGGCGCCGACCCUGGCUUUCUUCACCUACUAUUCCUUUGUCGUCAUCGUUUUUGCCGGAGUCUAUCGGCUCGUCGGGCGUAUCAUCCCCGGCGAUCAUUUCAUGCUGGCCGGAGAGCCGAGAACGAUCAGUUUCAUGGAAAGCCUCUACUUCUCGAUCAUCACGCUGAGUACCGUGGGAUACGGCGACCUCGUGCCCGCAAGCCUGCUGGUGCGCGCCAUCGCAUCGCUGCAGAUCGUGAUCGGGGUAUGGCUGAUCAUCUUCGGCUUUUCGGAAGUGCUGAGGUACACGCGCGAGCACCCGGUUCUGAUCUUCCUGAUAGCGGCGGUCUGCGUCGUGCCCCUGUUCCGCUGGGCACGAUCCAGCUCCGUCCUGGGCUACCUGGCGGCCGGGGUUCUGGUCGGUCCUUCCGCGCUGGCCCUGGUGAAGGACCCGGACAGCGUCCAACUGCUGGGCGAGUUCGGCGUCAUCUUUCUGCUCUUUGCGAUCGGUCUCGAGCUUUCGGUCGAGCGCCUCAAGGUCAUGCGCCGCCUCGUGUUCGGCCUCGGUGCCAGCCAGGUUACCCUGACGGCUGUGCUGGUCGGGAUCGUCGCAUUCUGGGCCGGACAGUCGGUCGAGGCGGCGCUGGUCAUCGGCUUCGGGCUGGCGCUUUCCUCUACCGCUUUUGUCAUUCAGAUGCUGAUCGAGCGCGGCGAACUCGCCUCGCGCUUCGGCCGAACCUCCUUUGCCGUCCUGCUGUUCCAGGAUCUGGCCAUCAUUCCCUUGCUGGCGCUCCUUCCGCUGCUCAGCGGGCCCGACGCCAACAUCCUGGAAGCCCUCGGUCUUGCGGCACUGAAGGCGGUCGGCGUGGUGAUCGCGGCGAUCGUCAUCGGGCGGCGCAUUCUGCGGCCGAUCUACCGGGUCAUCGCCGCCAGCAGACUGCAGGAACUCUUCGUCGCGGCAACCCUCCUGGUGGUGCUGGGCUCCGGCUGGCUGAUGGCCCUGGGCGGAAUUUCCAUGGCGCUCGGCGCCUUUCUGGCCGGCCUGCUGCUGGCGGAGACCGAGUACCGCCAUCAGGUCGAUGCCGACAUCAGGCCUUUCAAGGGCCUGUUGCUCGGUCUCUUCUUCAUGGCCGUCGGCAUGGCGAUCGACAUUCAGCAGUUGCUUCAGGACUGGCGCAUCGUUGCCAUCUGCCUCAUUGCACUGUUGCUGGUGAAGAGCGUCGUCACGACCCUGUUGUGCCUGCUGUGGAAGCUGCCCGCCGACGUCGCCGUUCGGGCCGGAACCCUGCUGUCGCAGGCCGGUGAGUUUGGCUUCGUGCUGUUUGGCGGCGCCAUGAUCCAGGGGCUUCUCGACCGCGAGACGGGCCAGGUUCUGUUGGCGGUCAUCGCCUUGUCGAUGGCCGUGACGCCGGCUAUGGGCUGGGCCGGAGGGCGGCUGUCGCGCGGGUUGGCGCCCAAGCCCAGCAGCGGCCAGGAGAGCCUGAAGCAUGAAGUCGAGAGCGUCAGCGACCACGUCAUCAUCGCCGGCUUCGGCCGGGUCGGCCAGACGGUGGCGCGCGUGCUCUCCGCCUGCGGGGUGCCCUACGUUGCGCUGGAUCUGGACCAUGGCCGGGUGACCCACUAUCGCGGCCGCGGGCUGCCUCUCUACUACGGGGAUGCGACGCGGGUCGAUGUCCUGGAAGCCGCCGGGGUGGAACAUGCCCGCGCUGCCGUCAUUACAGUGGACCGCUCCGCCGAAGCCAGCCGCGCGGUCGAGGCGCUGCACAGCCGCAUGCCCGAACUGCCGAUUUUCGUGCGGUCCCACGAUCUGCGCCAUGCCCAGGCGCUUGAGCAGGUCGGGGCCGUUGCGGUGGUGCCGGAGACCGUUGAGGCCAGCCUGCAACUGGGUGGUAUUCUCCUGUCGUCCGUGGGUAUCGGGGCCGACGAUGUGACCCGCGUCAUGAGAGUGGCUGGGGACGUGUUCGAGUCUGUACUGAUCGCCAACCGCGGCGAGAUUGCCUGUCGCAUCAUCCGUACGGCCCGGCGGCUUGGCCUGCGCUGCAUUGCGGUCUAUUCGGAGGCGGACGCCGCAGCCGCCCAUGUCGACCUGGCUGACACGGCUCACUGCAUCGGGCCGGCGCCGGCGGCGGAAAGCUAUCUUCGGAUCGAAGCGAUCCUGGAUGCGGCCAAGGCCGCCGGUGCCGAGGCCAUUCACCCGGGAUACGGGUUCCUGUCGGAAAACGCGGCCUUUGCCGAGGCUUGCCGGGAAGCGGGUAUCGCCUUCAUCGGUCCGCCGCCCGCGGCCAUUCGCGCCAUGGGCUCCAAGAGCGAGGCCAAGGCCUUGAUGGAGGCGGCGGGCGUGCCGCUGGUUCCCGGCUAUCAUGGCGACGAGCAGGCGUCCGAGCCGCUGCUGCGCGAGGCCGAGGCGGUCGGUUUUCCGUUGAUGAUCAAGGCCUCGGCCGGGGGCGGGGGCAAGGGCAUGCGCAUCGUGGAGGCGGCGCAGGACUUCGCAGCCGGCCUCGACGCGGCCCGGCGCGAAGCCAAGGCCGCCUUCGGCGACGACAGGGUUCUUCUGGAACGCUACCUGGCCGCGCCGCGCCACAUCGAGAUCCAGGUCUUCUGCGACGACCACGGCAAUGCCGUGCACCUCUUCGAACGCGACUGUUCGGCGCAGCGCCGGCAUCAGAAGGUGAUCGAGGAGGCGCCGGCGCCAGGCCUGUCGCCCGAGCAGCGGGAGGCGAUGGGCGCGGCCGCUGUCGCCGCGGCCCGGGCGAUUGACUACCGCGGCGCCGGGACCGUCGAGUUCCUCUUUGACAAGGGCGCUUUUUACUUCAUGGAGAUGAACACGCGCCUGCAGGUCGAGCAUCCGGUCACCGAGGCGAUCACAGGCCUGGAUCUGGUCGAGUGGCAGCUGCGGGUGGCGGCCGGCGAGGCCUUGCCGCGCGCUCAGGAGGAUCUCGCCAUCUCCGGCCAUGCCGUCGAGGCCCGGCUCUAUGCGGAGGAUCCGGAGAGCGGCUUUCUGCCGUCGACCGGCCGCCUGCUGCAUCUCAGCCUGCCGGAGGGCCCUGAGGCGGGCGAGGGCGUACGGGUGGACAGCGGCGUGCGCAGCGGUGACGAGAUCUCGGUGUUCUAUGAUCCCAUGAUCGCCAAGGUGAUCGCCCAUGGCGAGGAUCGCCCCACCGCCCUGCGCCGGCUGAACCGCGCCCUGGCGGAGACCGAGGUUGUGGGCGUCGCCAGCAACGUGGCCUUUCUGCGCCGGACGCUGGCCCAUCGGGCCUUCGCCGCGGGCGGCAUCGAUACGGCCUUUCUGGAUAAGCACCGCGACAGCCUGCUGGCACCCGGCGGGGCGGUCCCGGAACCGGUUCUCGCAGCCGUCGCCCUGGCCGAGAUGCGCUGGCGCAGCCGUGAGGCGCGCCGCGCCGCGGCGGCCUCGGGCGAUCCCUAUUCCCCCUGGCGGCUGACCAACGGCUGGCGCCUGAACUCGGAGACCCACAGCGAUCUGACUUUCUUGUACGGCACGCAGGAGAUCCAGGUCUCGAUCCACUUCGGCCCGGCCGGCUUGAGCCUUUCCCUGCCGGCGGGGGAGCGUGCGGUGCGCUUUGACGAGACCCCCGAUGGCCGCCUUGCGGUCCGUCUGGGCGAAGAGACCUUCCGGGCCCGGGUGGUGCGCGACGGCAAGCAGCGCUGGGUGGUGAUUGACGGUGCGGUCUGGGGGCUCGGCCUGCAGGAUCUGCUGCUGGGUGUGCCGGACGAUGCUGUCGGCAGCGGACGCAUUGUCGCGCCGAUGCCGGGCAAGGUGAUGGCGGUGCUGGUUCAGCAGGGAGACCGGGUGGGGCAGGGCCAGCCUCUGCUGCGUCUGGAGGCGAUGAAGAUGGAGCACACCCUGACCGCGCCGCACGACGGCGAGGUCGAGAGCCUGGCCUGCGCCGUCGGCGAGUUGGUGGAGGAAGGCAGCGAGUUGGCAGUCCUCGCCGAGGCCUGA